UUUUCGGAGAUUUGUGGAGGAGGAGAGCACCUGAGGGAGAUCGGAGGGGUUUCUUAGGUACCAACUGGGGUUUUUAUUCUUUUCGCUUCCUUUUCUUUUCAUUUUAUUCUCUUUUUCGGAGAUCUGUAGAGGAGGAGAGCACCUGAGGGAGAUCGGAGGGGUUUCUUAGGUUCCAACUGGGGUUUUCUCUCGAGCGUAUGAGAUUUUGUGCGAGUUGUGCGGCGUGAGUUGGUCCCUUGAGGUUUUGAGAGCUUAAUCGUGGUAGAAGCAUGAUAUUUUGUGGGUUUUGGGGAUUUUUGAUUGAAAUGAUUCUUCUUCGGCUAUAAAAUUUUUAAUUUUUAGAGUUCUGUUGUUCUCAUGAUAAUGAUACCAAAUCCAUGGUUCUGAACUAUAAUGUGGAUGCAUGAACAAGGCCUUUCUCACCCUAUUCAACUCCAAGGGCCAAAUGCGUGUCAUGGUAGUUUGACAGAAUGAGAGAGACAAAGACUCAAGGCUCAUGGUUUCGGAUGGGGGUUCGGGUAGUAAGAUUUUAAACGGGUUCAGAUAUGGAGAGGGCAAAUUUUGCGAGUACCUGACCCAUUCCUUUUGCGGUGGAUCUCUUGGCUGCUCUCCCAUAUCCGGCGGCCACAAGCCUUUUCCCUAUAUCAAAACAUGGUAUUUUUUGAGGUCGAAAUGCAAUGGAAUGUUUUGAUUUCUCCCACUGAGCUGGAUGCAAAAGGGCUUCUGCUCCAGAAAGCGAUUAUUGUACGCCUUAUGGAGGAAUUUGCAAGCAGAAAGGCAUCCAAGGAGCAUGGCUAUUAUGUUGCAGUGACUUCCCUGAACUCAAUUGGUGAAGGGAAGGUCCGAGGUCUCACAGGUGAUGUUCUUUUCCCUGUGACAUUCAGCUGCCUCACCCAGAAACCCGCCAAGGGUGAGAUCUUACAAGGUUCGGUGGAGAAAAUUCUGAAACACGGCAUCUUUCUGAAAUCUGGACCGAUGGAAAGUAUAUUUCUGCCGGAGAAGAUGAUGAAGGACUACCAUUAUGUUGCUGGGGAGAACCCAGUGUUUCUCAAUGAUAAGCACUCGAAGCUGGAGAAGGACACCAUUGUGCGGUUCAAGGUUCUUGGCUUCAAAUGGCUGGAAUAUGAUAGGCAAUUUCAGUUGCUAGCAACUUUAGCAGGUGAUUUCCUUGGACCUAUAUGAUUAGUUGGCAUUAAUGGUCCUGUUUAUGAUAGCUUAGGGUCUUUAUGUUAGACAGAAGCUGGCAGUUAUGUGAUAAGAUGCUGUAUGUUUUGAUGAACUUAGCCUACUUGUAAAUUUAUGGGUUGAUAUCUGGACUUGACUGCACUGGCAAUACAUUUCAGUUCUUGGCAGUUCAUUUUUGGUGUCAGCUUGCAUUUGCUUGUAAAUUUAUACAAUGCUGUGCUGCAAAUUAAUCUGGCUUAACUGUUCGACCAUAUGAAUGGUAUCUCCAUUGAACAGUUGCAACCAUUCUA
This is a messenger RNA of Elaeis guineensis (African oil palm), 1475 nucleotides long. Its product is annotated as DNA-directed RNA polymerase V subunit 7. Gene Ontology annotation, biological process: DNA-templated transcription initiation; DNA-templated transcription. NCBI's taxonomy places the organism in Eukaryota, Viridiplantae, Streptophyta, Magnoliopsida, Arecales, Arecaceae. The record is from RefSeq and is a predicted model, not a curated record. Gene Ontology annotation, molecular function: single-stranded DNA binding; single-stranded RNA binding.